AUGUCAGGAAAAUACAGAGUCCAGUGGAAUAUCCAGAGGGGCGAUGUCUCCUUGACCAUCUUAAACACUGAGGAAGGGGACAGUGGGGUGUACUGCUAUCGCAUGGAGGUUCCUGGCUGGUUCAAUGAUGUCAAGAGGAACAUUCAGCUGGUGCUGAGGAAAGCCCCAACAACUACCAGACAAACAAUAACCUCCGGCCAAACUACCACCCCUCAUUUGCUGCCAACAACUGUGUUGCCCACAACAGGCAUGGCUAUAGCAACCUCCAAGCCAGCCACCACCCCACACAUGCCUACAACCAGAGCUGCAGAGCCAACACUGUUGACUACAAUGACCUCCCUCCAAGCCACCACCCCUCUCAUGCCAACAACUACAACUGUGCCGUCGACAACCCCCGUGACUGCACGUGAGCACACAGCCAGAGCCCACUUCAGACAAAGGCCACCUCUGUCUUCCCAACAACAGCACCCCUGUGCCCCCUGACAAGGCCAAGCUUUGCAACAGGGAUAGCACUGGAGCCAUCCAUGGAAGGGCCCAU
This is a messenger RNA of Cavia porcellus (domestic guinea pig), 538 nucleotides long. RefSeq names its product T-cell immunoglobulin and mucin domain-containing protein 4-like. Gene Ontology annotation, molecular function: phosphatidylserine binding. Gene Ontology annotation, biological process: cytoskeletal rearrangement involved in phagocytosis, engulfment; apoptotic cell clearance. The record is from RefSeq and is a predicted model, not a curated record. Lineage: Eukaryota; Metazoa; Chordata; Mammalia; Rodentia; Caviidae. The transcript is spliced from 2 exons. Bases 1 to 483 code for a protein of 160 amino acids.